This is a messenger RNA of Manis pentadactyla (Chinese pangolin), 2151 nucleotides long. RefSeq names its product mitochondrial poly(A) polymerase (gene MTPAP). Gene Ontology annotation, cellular component: mitochondrion. Lineage: Eukaryota; Metazoa; Chordata; Mammalia; Pholidota; Manidae. Bases 35 to 1789 code for a protein of 584 amino acids. The record is from RefSeq and is a predicted model, not a curated record. The transcript has 9 exons. Gene Ontology annotation, molecular function: poly(A) RNA polymerase activity.
UGCCCUUUCUCCUCGCGCUGCUUCUCCUUUCACAAUGGCUGCUCGCGGUGUGGGCCUGUUCACCCGUUUACCCCUAUGUGCUCAGAGAAGUCAAGUCCUGCGUCCUGUGCAAAGGUUUUCUACUUGCCCAGGAACAGUGGCCGCAGACGUCAGGAGAGAAGAGCGGUCCUCAGGGAGCUUGGAGACAGGCUCUGAAGACAGGACUCCCAAAAAGAGAUUCUCUGAGGUGCAAAAAGAAAGACGAGAACAGGCUCAGCGAACUGUUUUAAUACAUUGUCCAAAUAAAUUCAGUGAAAAAAAGUUUCUCAAAUAUUUAUCUCAACAUGGACAUAUUAAGAGUCAUUUCUUCUAUGAAAGCUUUGGUCUUUAUGCUGUUGUAGAAUUUUGUCAAAAGGAAAGUGUAGCUUCACUGCAGAAUGUCACUCGUACUCCAAGCGUGGACAGAGAGUGUGCAAUUCCAUUCAGAUCGCGUUUCUUCAAUUUAAAGCUGAAGAAUCCAUCAAGCCAGACUUCUGAACAGCCAUGUGUACAGUGCAGUAAUCAAUCACCUCCUUCAAGCAGGAAACUCUUUGAAUUACUUUGUUGUGCAGAAAGUGUAGAUGAUCAGCUAAACACUCUCUUGAAGGAAUCCCAGUUAACAGAGGAGAACACUAAGCUCCGGUAUCUCACCUGUUCUUUUAUUGAAGAUAUAGCAGCUGUGUAUUUUGCGGACUGUGCAGUCAGACCCUUUGGCUCUUCGGUGAACAGUUUUGGAAAAUUAGGAUGUGAUUUGGACAUGUUUUUGGAUCUAGAUGAAAUUGGAAAAUUCAACACUCACAAGACCUCAGGAAAUUUUCUGAUGGAAUUUCAAGUGAAAAAUGUUCCUUCAGAAAGAAAUGCAACUCAGAAGAUCCUGUCUGUUUUAGGAGAAUGCCUUGACCACUUUGGCCCUGGUUGUGUGGGUAUACAGAAAAUACUAAAUGCUCGGUGUCCUCUUGUGAGGUUCUCACACCAGGCCUCUGGAUUUCAGUGUGAUUUGACUAUGAACAAUAGGAUUGCUCUGAAAAGUUCUGAACUCCUUUAUAUCUAUGGUGCCCUGGACUCACGAGUGAGAGCCUUGGUGUUCAGUGUCCGAUGUUGGGCUCGAAUACAUUCAUUAACGAGUAGUAUCCCUGGUGCUUGGAUUACAAAUUUCUCCCUUACAAUGAUGGUCAUCUUUUUUCUUCAGACAAGAUCACCCCCUAUACUUCCAACCCUAGACUACCUAAAAACCCUAGCAGAUGCAGAAGAUAAAUGUGUCAUAGAAGGUCACAACUGUACUUUUAUUCAUGACUUGAAUAGAAUUAAACCUUCAGAAAACACAGAAACACUAGAAUUACUCCUGAAAGAAUUUUUUGAAUAUUUUGGAAAUUUCACUUUCAAUAAAAAUUCCAUAAAUAUUCGACAGGGAAAGGAACAAAACAAACCUGAAUCUUCUCCACUGCACAUUCAGAAUCCUUUUGAAACUUCUCUCAACAUCAGCAAAAACGUAAGUCAAAGCCAACUGCAAAAAUUUGUAGAUUUGGCCAGAGAAAGUGCCUGGAUUUUACAUCAGGAAGAUCAAGAUGGCCUUUCCCCAUCAAGGAAUCAGCCCUGGGGGCUGGCAGCCUUGUUGUUGCCUUCUGUAGCAGGUAAUAUGUCUUUUGCCAAGAUGAAAAGGAAGAAGCCUGCAAGUGAAAGAAUUAAAAGCUUGUUGGAAUCUUUAAAAGGAGGCAGUACAGAAAAUUCCACAAACACCAAUGGGAAAGGAACAGUUACUACUCAGCCAUAAUGGCUACUAAUUUGCUUUAAGAACGGGUUUUAUCCUAUAUAAAUGAUCUUUGGACCACCUGGAACGACCAGUCUGAAACUUCACAGAUCUCGGUCUUCAUGAUCUUCUCACUGGGCGCCUUUACCAGCUCUGCAGUUCUGGCGUGCCCCUGGCACUGCAUUAAAACGUCGGCCACAAGGAACAGAUGGAAGAAGAUUGGAAUGUAUUUUAGAUAAACUGUACCAAGAGAGGGGUAAAAAUCAGCUUUAGAAUCAAACUGUUGUUGAUUCCAUGUCAGUUCCUGAGUGAAAAUGAUUUAAAAGGACUUCUGAAUAUGUACAUAUGUAGUUACUGAAUACAAUAAAGCUUCAAAUUUUGCAAUA